Molecule: messenger RNA, 2557 nt
Organism: Sebastes umbrosus (honeycomb rockfish)
Lineage: Eukaryota; Metazoa; Chordata; Actinopteri; Perciformes; Sebastidae
Product: zinc finger protein 184-like
Exons: 2
Coding region: 542-1957 (471 amino acids)
Biological process (GO): regulation of transcription by RNA polymerase II
Cellular component (GO): nucleus
Molecular function (GO): DNA-binding transcription factor activity, RNA polymerase II-specific; RNA polymerase II cis-regulatory region sequence-specific DNA binding
Source: RefSeq, a predicted model, not a curated record
GGUACCGGAAGCAGUUCCCCGUGUCUAACUUGAGCAGUGCGGAGUCCGGUUGAAGAGGUUUGUUCCCGGGUCCUUGUUCUCCGUUAGUUCUGCUCUUUCCGUCCCGUAGUUCAUCAGAUACAACCGGAGUGAACCAGCAGAGCCCGUAUGUCUGGAUCAACCUGUUUAACUGGACUUUGUGCUCAUUUUCGGGCCGUUUAACCUCAGAAUCAUCUCCGUUAGCCAAGAAUGCUAACUGAAGUUAGCUGCAAAUAGACGGAGACGGAACUCGGCCACACAGCGCUCGUCUCAGGGACUAAUCGAUAGAGAUGAAACUGGAGCCACAAUGUCCAGAUAAACCUGUCUGAAUGGACUCUGUGUUGGUCCCUUUUAGUAGAAAACGUCUGAACUGUCUCCUGGUGUCCUACGAAGCUAAUGAAGUUAGCUUGCUACAGGAAGUAGACGGAGACAGAGGUAACCUAGCAACACAGCUCGUGUCAGAGUGAGCUCACCGUUUUUAACGGAGUGUGUCUGGAGGACACGGUACUGGGAUUUAGUGAAGAUGUCUAAAGUUGAAAUGCUGAGAGCUUUUGUGAACCAGCGACUAACUGCGGCUGCUGAUGAGAUAUUUGAGCUGUUUGAAAGGACGAUAGCAGAGUACGAGGAGGAACUGGAGUUCAGUUCAAGAGAGAAUCACCGACAACGGAAACUACUGGACGCUGUUUUACACCCGGAAGUCCGGUUACACAGAGCAGGUAACACAGAUGACCAGCAGCUGUUGGUGGUUAACGAAGAGGUUCCCCCUGAGCAGCAUGAGUGGAGCCCCAGUCUGGACCAGGAGGACACAGAGCCCCCACACAUUAAGGAGGAACAGGAGGAAGUCUGGACCAGUCAGGAGGAACUCUGGACCAGUCAGGAGAGAGAGCAGCUUCAAUGGCUGGAGGAGGCUGAUAUCAAGUUCCCUUUCACUUCUGUCCCUGUGAAGAGUGAAGAAGAUGAUGAAGAAAAAGCUCAGUCCUCACAGCUCCAUGAAAGUCAAAGUGAGGAGAACAGAGUGACAGAGAGAACAGAAGCUGAAGGAGAUGACUGUGCAGGACCAGAACCAGCCAGGAACUCAGAUCCAGAUACUCCUUUAGAACCAGCUGCUCAUGACAAGACUUCACACUACUCAGAACCUGAGACUGAUGACAGUAGAGAUUGGGAGGAGACUCAGUCAGUUUUACACCCUCUGCAAAACAAUGAAGUACCUGUAAGUGAUCUGGAAUGUAAUACUGGAAAAACAUCAGUUAGCUCCUCUGAAUGUGCUGGAAGCUUUGGCCAUGGGGGACAUCUGCAGAAACACACUGUAGUCCAAACAGGAGUGAAACCAUUUAGGUGUUCAGUUUGUAAUAAAAGAUUCACACAAAAGGGACAUCUGAGACGACACUUUCGUGUCCACACAGGGGAGAAACCAUUUAGUUGCAAAAUUUGUAGUACAAGAUUCGCAGACCAUAGUACUCUGAGACGACACUUACCUGUCCACACAGGGGAGAAACCAUUUAGUUGUUCAGUUUGUAGUAAAACAUUCUCACGCCAUAGUACUAUGAGACGACACUUAUCUGUCCACACAGGAGAGAAACCAUUUUUUUGUUCAGUUUGUAGUAAAACAUUCACACAAAAGGCACAUCUGAGACAACACUUGCGUGUCCACACAGGGGAGAAACCAUUUAUUUGUUCAGUUUGUAGUGAAAGAUUUGCAGACCAUAGUAGUCUGAGACGACACUUGACUGUCCACACAGGGGAGAAACCAUUUAGUUGUUCUUUUUGUGGUAAAACAUUCUCACGCCAUGGUACUCUGAGACGACACUUGACUGUCCACAGAGGGGAGAAACCACCAGUGUUUGUGAUGAAUGAUUCGGUCGGUUCUGUUUUGUCAAAAAACACAAGUGUGUUGGUGAGAGCAGCAGAAAUAAAUGAAGCUGCGGAGAUGCUUGUUUAGCCAUUUUUUUUUCCAGCAUGAUUUAAGUACAGAGGACAAGACUUGGUUUUUAUCACCGAUCAGCUAAAAAUUGUCACACUUAAGGCUGAUGCAGAUUCCAAAAUAAACCUUUUCAGCUAAGAUGAAGCUGCAUAACCAUUUAAAUUCAGUUUUAUUUUUGUCUUUGUGAUAUUUCGUUUUUUUUUAGCUACUGUGCUUUUUGGUAUUACAUGUAUUCAUUGAUUAAAAUGUGUUUUAAAAUGUCUAAAAGUAUUUUUAUGCCUCCUAUACAUCAAUAUAGUCAUCUUUUGUGAUUUGUGAAUAGAAUGACUUGACUAAUAAUUUAAUGGACUCUGCUGGUCUUGAAUUAAUCUCUCAUCGUGAGUAAAACAUGAACAGUUGGUUCUUCAACUGCUCACACUGUAUUUGGUUUUAUUUCAGUCAAAUCAUUUAUUGCAGAUGUUUUGUCCCAGCAACAAACCUCCAAGUGUCUACAAAGACAUAUCUGUCCGCCCAGCUCAGCAGGCAAACACAAUGUGUGGAAACAUAAAGAAAGAAUUUUCUGUUGAUUGACUAAUUGAUUAAUCAUUUUAGCUCUAAUUUUAUAUACUUUGGGGUAGU